This is a messenger RNA of Sphaerulina musiva SO2202, 1523 nucleotides long. RefSeq names its product Mak16 protein. The record is from RefSeq and is a predicted model, not a curated record. Gene Ontology annotation, cellular component: nucleolus; preribosome, large subunit precursor. Gene Ontology annotation, biological process: maturation of LSU-rRNA; maturation of 5.8S rRNA. NCBI's taxonomy places the organism in Eukaryota, Fungi, Ascomycota, Dothideomycetes, Mycosphaerellales, Mycosphaerellaceae. The transcript has a single exon. Bases 6 to 1073 code for a protein of 355 amino acids.
CCACCAUGGCCUCCGACGAACUCGUGUGGUCAAUCAUUGGCCACGACUUCUGCUCUAAGCGUCUCGUCUUGCCCGGCAACACUGGCAAAACGCAGAAAUCGACCAAACAGACCUUCUGUCGCGACGAACACAACGUGACCGGACUCUGCAAUCGCCAAUCAUGCCCGCUCGCCAACUCUCGCUAUGCCACCAUUCGAAGUGACCCUGCAAAUGGGCGGCUGUAUCUCUACAUGAAGACGAUCGAACGCGCACAUCUCCCUUCGAAAAUGUGGGAAAAGGUUCGACUGAGCGGCAACUACACCAAAGCACUGGAGCAAGUCGACGAGAGGCUGAUCUACUGGCCGAAAUUCUUGGUGCAUAAAUGCAAACAGCGACUUACGCGUUUGACACAGGUGAGGGUGAGGGCGCAACGAUUGGCGAGGGAGGAUGAGAGGUUGGGCGAGACGACGGUUGCGAAACUUGCGCCGAAAGUGCGGCGACGAGAGGAGACGAGAGAGAGGAAAGCUGAGGCGGCCGCGAAGAUCGAGAGGGCAAUCGAGAGGGAGUUGGUCGAGAGAUUGCGAAGUGGAGCGUACGGCGAUAAGCCACUGAACGUGGAAGAAUCCGUAUGGCGCAAAGUCAUGCGCAACCUGGAAAGGACACAGGAGGGUGUGGUAGAUGAGGAUCUGGACGAAGGUAUAGAAGAGGAAGACGAAGAGGAAGUAGAGUAUGAGCGCGAAGGUGGUGAGAGGGAUGUCGAAUUCGUCAGUGACCUCGACGAAUCGGACGAUGAAGACGACAUGGAAGACUUUGAUGACUGGCUCGGUGGUGACGGAGAAGAGGCUGGUGGCGCAAGCGACGAGGAGGAGGAGGAAGACUCGGCCAACAGUGAUGCAGACGAAGAUGAUGACGACGACACAGUGGCGGCAGCAGCAGCACUGAAGAAGAAACUCGACUCGCUCAAACGAAAACGUCCCGCGGCACCUCCAUCGAAGCCCGAGAAGCGCAAGAAGGGCUCCAAGGGCCCGGCGCAGAAGAUUGAAUACGAAUAUGUGCAAGAGCCAGCAUCUCAGCAGAUGCAGAUUGCAAAGUGAGAGCUUGAUUAUUUAUUGGGGGUUGAAGGAAAUGAAUCAUCGUCGACACUUCCAUCCUCGGGGGCAAAGAGAUGGUUCUACAUCACUUGACACGCUGUUUCCAAGUGUACAUGCAGUGAGCCAAACAGGACCGAGCGGAAUCAAUUGGUUCAUUUCAGCUGGCGAAGCAACUCGAUGUACGCACGGCACUCGAGCUUCUGACCUCGGAAGCGUGUAUACUUGUGGUGCCAAGGUAGCUAGCUCAACGGAGGCAAGACGCAGCGUAGACUAUGUAGAGCUCAUGUCUGCUGCCCGCCAUGGGGAAAGAAAAAAAAAUAAGUCAUAGUAAACAGGACUUUACGGUAUGGUAUGGUAUGGUAUACAUGGCAAGGGCGAGGGCGAGGGAAGCGCCAUUAUCCCAGGCUAGGUACCUAGGUAGGGCCUGCAGGAGAGAGAAGAAAGGAAGGAAGA